AUGCAGGACACGGCGGCGAGGGAGCGCAACAGCGCCGCGGUGCAGCGGCUCUUUGCGCGGGAGCGUGGGUCACCGCUGACGCCGUGGAAGUGUCCCGUCGUGCGCUGCGCCGACGGGACAUUGUCGCCGGGGAUGCACCUGAGCAACCAGUGCCAGCUCGCGCACGAAGUGGGGUGCGGGUGUCCCGCCGCCACGGCAGCGGCGGCAGCGGCGGCAACUUCCUCCCCGCACAGCCGCGCAGUUGACUACGGCAACCCCCUCUGCUCCUGCUACUCCCUGAAACGCAGGAUCGCCCGUCACGAGUGGGCGACAAGCAGGACGGAACGGGGGAAACUGCAGGGCGGCUCGCUGAAUCCCCAGAAAAGCGCGAGGGAGCAGCGGGCCGCGAUAGACCACGAGCAGGCGAUACUCCGCUACGAGUUGUCCAUUCCGCGCCGGCGCGUUGCGGGUCAUCUCUUGCACCUCACCGCGGCGCAGCUGGACCUUAGCCAGUCGAUGCCCGGCGCCCACACCAUGGACCGCCUUGUGGAGCGCAAGAAGGGGUGCUGGGUGCUGCAAAACCCCUACCGACAGCAGCUGCUUCGCGGAGAGCCGGUCAUGACUCGGAUCAUGCACGGGGAGUUCUACGAGCCCCAGCGCAGUGAGCGAAGGGUAACUAAUUUCCCACAAGCUAACAAGCGCCACGUCUGGGCGGCGAGCAGCAUAAAUCACGCCUUGCACUCCAGCAAGAAGGCAAAAUGA
Trypanosoma conorhini is the source of this 741-nucleotide messenger RNA. RefSeq lists its product as uncharacterized. NCBI's taxonomy places the organism in Eukaryota, Euglenozoa, Kinetoplastea, Trypanosomatida, Trypanosomatidae. The record is from RefSeq and is a predicted model, not a curated record. The transcript has a single exon. The coding region runs from base 1 to 741 and encodes 246 amino acids.